Messenger RNA from Saxophila tyrrhenica, 867 nucleotides. RefSeq lists its product as uncharacterized. The transcript has 2 exons. Lineage: Eukaryota; Fungi; Ascomycota; Dothideomycetes; Mycosphaerellales; Extremaceae. The record is from RefSeq and is a predicted model, not a curated record. Bases 1 to 867 code for a protein of 288 amino acids.
AUGGACUCAGUGGGCGAAGAUGCAUAUGUGAAAUGGAUGGCACGAGAUCCUGCGGAAACCGAAAGGCUCAACUCCCAGCAUGAGUUCUUGAAGAAGACCAUUGGACACCUCCUGCAUCCGACCAUACAAUCCUCCAUGCCCGCCGAGCCCCGCAUCGCCGACAUAGCAACAGGUACCUGCAUCACGCUGCGAGAUCUUGCAUCGACCUUCCCACCCACCUGUCGCUUCGAUGGUUUCGACAUCUCCUCUGCUCAGUACCCGCCAGCAGCCGACUUACCAUCCAACAUCAAGCUCCACGUCGCGGACGCCAAAGCUGGUUUGCCUACCGAGUUCCAUUCCCAGUACGACGUGGUCAACAUCCGCUACCUGAUCGCAGCAAUGCACGAAGACGACUGGCCUGUUGUGUCGCAGAACAUGCUCAAGCUACUCAAACCAGGCGGCUGGCUCCAAUGGAUCGAACCAGAUCUCGGAUCCGCCUUCACCGCCCUUCGAGGCGACAUCAAUAUCCCUACCUCCAGCGCCGUCGAAGAAGCGGCAGACGCCAUUGGCCCCGCGGUCCGGCAGCAGAAGUACAGCUUCUUCACCACCGAGCUGGCAAACAUCAUGCAGGCUGAGGGUUACGAGAGCGUGACGCACGAAGUCGUGAGUACCGACCGGCUACCCGAGCUGCGAGCGGCGGGGUGGAACACUAUGCGAAGGCCUUACCAGCAGUUCUGGGAGGGUGUGGAGGCGGCGAAGGGUGAGAAGGGCAAGUCGAAGGAGUAUGUUGCAAAGAGGAUAGGAGAGAUUGCAGAGGUGGCGAAGGCUGGAGCUGUAUACUUCAGGUCUAAUAUCCAUGUCUUUCUAGCGCGGAAGUCGAUGGAGUAG